AUGUAGAUUGCUAACUUUGGUAACCUAGUAUAACCCUCGAAAUCGCCAAGAUACUUGAGAUCAGAUAAUUUAGAUGUUUCAGAUAUCAAAGGUGCUAAGGCAACAUAUGAGAUCAUGAAGAUAUAAACUAGAGCUCAUAAUCUAGAUGUAUCUGAUAUAUAAAACGAAGGGAAACCUUUCAAAGUUCGAUAGAUAAUCGAUAAGAACUAAGAACUGUUAAGAGAUGAGAUCAUAGGCAAAAAGCGUUUGUAUGAUAAACAUUCCUCACCAUUGAACCCAGAGUAUAUUGUCCGAACUACUUCGAAUAGGAAAGUUGUAAUAGGAGCUAUAGAAUAAAAUAGGCCUAGGGAACUGAUAAAAAAGGAAGUCCGAAAGGAUAGCAAACGAUCUCUAAGACUUGAUGAUAUUCUUGGAGCAUAGUCUAAACUAUCUGACUUGAUUCCGAAAGACAAGCUACCAAACCUUCACCCUACAUUCAUGAACAAGGAUGAUCAACAAAGAUAAUUAGUUGAAUUAAGGCAUGAGUACUUGCAAAGAAACAGAGAAAGCAAUAAUAUGACUCAAAGUUUAACGUACUAAGAAAAUUAAAUCAGGCAAUAACUUAAUAAUUCAAUAGAUCAAGGGAACCCUAAGAAACUUAAGCCAUAUGAUAGUUUUAUUGAAAGGUUAAAUUCUAAAUCAAUGAUGACUAAAUAGAAUGAUGAUUUGAUUAGAGUUGAUGAUGGUUCACUAAUUAAAUCAAAGUUUGAUGUGGCAUAAAACCAAGCAUUACUGCCUGAAUCAAAGAGAUUUAAGUUGAGGGUUAAUGAUUAUGAUAAAAUCAUCAGAGAAGAGGAUCUAGUCUAGAGUAGAAGAUCAAAUGUCUAGAAAAUUGAUGUUAUCGAGAGAGUAUCAAGAAGAGCACAUUCAUAAUUAAAAGAAGAGCCAAAUUCUUUGAUGAGUUUACAACUUUUAUAGCAGAAUUUGAACUAAUCUCUUAAGCCUGCCAAUGACCAGAGAAACAUUAAUAAUCCUAUAAAAAGAGAUUUUACUAAUAUCAUAACGGAGUCAUUAUCUAAAGAUGAAUUUGAUUUGAGAAAAGACUUUACUUCAAAUAGAAACAGCGGUGGGAUAUUUGAUAAAAAGAGAUUCUCUAAUACUUUUGAUCGCAAGGAAUUGAGUAGUGUAAAAGUACCAGGGGUUUAAGUAGGUAAAUUUGGAGGGCCUUAAUUUGUCCCUGCUAACAAAGAUUAUGGAAACUUCCCUGACGUUAUUAAGAUUGAUCAGCUGAUGAAAAAUGUGAGACACAUGAGGCAGCAGCAAAUGAAUUAAGGAAUAUUUUGA
This is a messenger RNA of Stylonychia lemnae, 1323 nucleotides long. NCBI's taxonomy places the organism in Eukaryota, Ciliophora, Spirotrichea, Sporadotrichida, Oxytrichidae. The record is from the annotation of a GenBank genome assembly.